AUGAUCGACGGAUGUUUCAGUGGAGGAAGAAUAAGUGGAGCUAUUGAUUGUUUAGAAAUGGAAGAGAAAGGUUACAUUCCAGAUAGUUGCACCUACAAUAUAAUGAUUUGUGAGCUUAUCACCAAUAAUCAAACUUCAAAGGCUGUGGAGCUUAAUAAGGAGAUGGUGGAGGGGUGUUUCUCUGCAGAUUUAUCAACUGCGGCCAUGUUUGUUGAUUUGAUAUCUAAAGUUGGGAGAACAGAAGUUGCUCGGGAGCUAUUUUAUAAGAUGCAAGAUGAUGGUCAACUUCCAGAUCUCCAAACUUAUGGUGUUUUACUGGAUGGUUUAUGCAAAAGCAAACAACUUGAUGAGGCAAUGGAAUUAUUCAGUGAAAUGGAAGAAAAAAAUUGGAUCUACAAUAUCCUAAUUGGGGGUUUGUGUAAGACUGGAAAACUUGAAGCUGCAAAGGAUAUCUUCUAUAGCUUAUCAUGCAAAGGAUAA
This is a messenger RNA of Ziziphus jujuba (common jujube), 480 nucleotides long. RefSeq names its product pentatricopeptide repeat-containing protein At5g16640, mitochondrial. The record is from RefSeq and is a predicted model, not a curated record. Gene Ontology annotation, molecular function: protein binding. The transcript has 2 exons. NCBI's taxonomy places the organism in Eukaryota, Viridiplantae, Streptophyta, Magnoliopsida, Rosales, Rhamnaceae. The coding region runs from base 1 to 480 and encodes 159 amino acids.